Messenger RNA from Staurois parvus, 387 nucleotides. Lineage: Eukaryota; Metazoa; Chordata; Amphibia; Anura; Ranidae. The record is from the annotation of a GenBank genome assembly.
GAUCGCCGGUGCGCUGUGUCCCUCGGACACAGCGGAUCACGGAAAGAGCCGAAGAUGUCGGCUCAGUCAUGUGAUCAGCUGUGUCCAAUCACAGCUGAUCACAUGGGACAUGUACACUGAUCAUCAGGGCACUGAUGAUCAGUGUGCCCUGAUGAUCAGUGUUGCCCCAGAAGUGCCACCUGUCAGUGCUCAUCAGUGCCACGUGCCAGUGCCAAUCAGUGCACAUCAAUGCCACAUAUCAGUGCCCUUCUGAGCUGCCUUUCAAUGUCACCCAUCAGUGCCAGUCAGUGCCACCUAUCAAUGCCAAUCAGUGCCACCUAUCAGUACUUCCAAUCAGUGCCACCUAUCAGUGCCAGUCAUUUUCCGCCUAACAGUGCCGCCUAUCAG